Jatropha curcas is the source of this 1862-nucleotide messenger RNA. It is a transcript of the gene TLP2, whose product is annotated as tubby like protein 2. NCBI's taxonomy places the organism in Eukaryota, Viridiplantae, Streptophyta, Magnoliopsida, Malpighiales, Euphorbiaceae. The record is from RefSeq and is a predicted model, not a curated record. Gene Ontology annotation, molecular function: protein binding.
AUGUGGAAGGAACAGAAAAGAUGGUUUGGAUCCGUUUUAAGGGAGCGAAUUUCGGCUGUAAUUGAAACUGUCGUCUCUAAGAGCGAAGUUGCUGCUCUUUGCUGGUGGCAGUGGUGGUGGCGUUGGUGAGGCAGUGCCUCAAUGUCGGUGCAAAAAGCUGACCAAAGCCUGGUCGACGUCGUUUUAGGCUUUGGCCUUGUUUCUCCGAUGUGAUCUCUGUUUCUCUGAUCUUUUUUUUGUGCGGUUUUUUCAUUGAUUCAUUUCAAAGAUCGGAAGAUUGUAGCAUUUUAGCUGGUUGGGUUUGCAACGCUCUCUGUUCCUCCUGGUUGAGUUGAAUAGUGAAGGAAAGGAUUGAUAUGCACCUUUGAAUUAAGAUGUCCCUCAAAAGCAUUGUGCGUGAGCUGAGGGAAAUGACAGAUGGAAUUGGAAGCAUAUCAAGGCGGCGGGUUGAUGGGAAGCCUUGGCGCGGACGUGGCAGGGCAAGGUCACAUAUUGCACCAGAUGAAACUCCACCUGAAUCAGAGCCGAUUGAACAGGGCCAGUGGGCAAAUCUACCACCAGAACUGCUAUUGGAUAUCAUUAGAAGGGUAGAAGAAAGUGAGACCUUGUGGCCUGCUCGUGCUGUUGUUGUUUCUUGUGCUUUGGUUUGUAGGUCAUGGAGGGAAGUCACAAAGGAAAUUGUCAAAACUCCUGAGCAAUGUGGGAGGCUAACAUUUCCCAUCUCGUUGAAGCAGCCGGGUUCUCGAGAGUCUCCCAUACAGUGCUUUAUUAGAAGAGAUGCUGCAACUUGUUCAUAUCUAUUGUACUAUGGUUUGGUUCCAUCUGAGACCGAGAGUGACAAAUUGCUAUUAGCUGCCAAAAAGAUCAGAAGAGCAACAUGCACAGACUUCAUUAUAUCAUUGGUUGCGGAUGAUUUUUCUCGCACCAGCAGCACUUAUGUUGGUAAACUGAGGUCUAACUUUUUAGGAACCAAAUUCACCAUAUUCGAUAGUCAACCUACAUGUGAAGUGCCAAUUCAACCAGCUAGCAGGACGCUUCGCAGAUUCCAUUCUAGGCAGGUUUCUCCAAAAUUACCUGCAUCUUCUUACUACAAGGGCACUAUCACAUAUGAACUCAAUGUUCUCCGCACGAGAGGGCCAAGGAGAAUGCAUUGCAUUAUGCACUCCAUUCCUGUCUCUUCCAUUGAGGAGGGGGGCACUGCCCCAACACCAACAUCAUUCCCAGAGAAUUUUGAUGAUCGAUUAUCUUUCUCAUCAGCUUCAAAAGGAAAGGAACCAUUCUCAGAUGUGAGUUUGGCAACCCCCUCAGAGUCACCAGCAAUAGUCCAUGGCUCUGCAGAGCCAUUAAUACUUAAAAACAAGGCCCCUAGAUGGCACGAACAGCUACAGUGCUGGUGUCUGAAUUUCCGAGGGCGUGUUACUGUUGCUUCUGUUAAGAAUUUUCAGCUUGUUGCUGCUGUUGAGCCAUCCCACAACAUUUCAGCAGAAGAGCAAGAGAAAGUGAUCUUACAAUUUGGAAAAAUUGGAAAAGACAUCUUCACUAUGGAUUAUCGUUACCCACUUUCUGCCUUUCAAGCCUUUGCAAUCUGCCUGAGCAGCUUCGACACCAAACCAGCAUGUGAAUGAUAUGGUGCCUGAAAAAUCGUUACCAUAGUUUGCUGAAUUGCUUCCUCACUUUUGAAACACAUGCACUCUAUGUGUAGCUCAUCAUGCAUGACCUUUGCAGCUGAUAUUAGUGGCUUGAUCUGUAUUUCUUCUGAUCAUCAAAUUUGACUUGUACUUUGUUUCAUCAACUGAACGCUAAUGCUAAAUUAAAGAAGUUCAAUGUACUGUAUCUGUAUAAUUGUGCAGUAUUCCCUUUAA